UAAAUUGCAGAAAAAAAACUUAAAAAAAGUAGUGACUGAAAAGAAGAGAAAAAAUCAGUUAAAUUUUGGAAAAUUUAAAUUAGAGUUAUCAUAAAAAAAAGCUCAAUCAAAAUAUAAAAAGAUGGCAAGUAGAAGUGGGACUAUGGGAGUUUCAAGUUUCCCUUCAUCACCUUCUCAUUUUAGUAGCAAAGCAAGAGCCUCUUCUUCCAUCUCUUUGCAGAUUCCUAGUAGGUUGACCACAUCAAGAAGAAGUAUCACAUGUUGUGUGCAAGAGUCAUCUACUUCCACUUCCACAAUUGCUGCUGAUGCAAAAGAAGUAAAGAGCGUUGAAGAAAAGGCGGAAACACCACCGUCAUCACCACCACCGCCGCCAGCAAAGGCUAAACCGGCGGCAAAAGCGAAAGCUGUUGUGAAGCCUCUGCCUGAGUUGAUGGAGGAAGAUGUAAUUCCUUCACUCAAAGCAAUUCUUGAAACCGAGCAACAUCUUAUUCAACUUCAACUAUCUUUCAAUGACAACACAUUGGAAGGCUCCUUUAAAAAGAAUGAGAUUCCAUACUCCUUUUGGGCAUUCUUCCCAGAUGGACUUGCAGGUCCAAAAGGGUUUGCUACAUCCGCAUAUGGCUCAGAAGUGAGCACGGUCGAACCUUUUCUUAUUGACGAGAAGAAAAUUACAGGAAAACUUAUCGUCUUCUGGGUGCAAAAGCGUUUGGCAGCUCAAGGGAUCAUCUGAUACAUAGUGUAGAAUUUUCACAUUCUUCCCAGACAAUGUCAACAUAAUAGAUAACCAUUGUAACAAACCCUUUGUCAGGCUUAAUCAAUCUCUUGAUUACAUGAAAGACAAAAGAGCAAAAACCGAAAUAAACCGUCAAAUUUAGUUUGAGCA
Molecule: messenger RNA, 883 nt
Organism: Mercurialis annua (annual mercury)
Lineage: Eukaryota; Viridiplantae; Streptophyta; Magnoliopsida; Malpighiales; Euphorbiaceae
Exons: 5
Coding region: 122-730 (202 amino acids)
Source: RefSeq, a predicted model, not a curated record